GUAGCGGCCGUGGGGGCGUCCAUGGAUCGCCACUCCAGCUACAUCUUCGUCUGGCUGCAGCUCGAGCUCUGCGCCAUGGCCGUGCUGCUCACCAAAGGUGAAAUCCGAUGCUACUGUGAUGCUGCCCACUGUGUGGCCACUGGUUAUAUGUGUAAAUCUGAGCUCAGCGCCUGCUUCUCUAGACUUCUUGAUCCUCAGAACACAAACUCCCCACUCACCCAUGGCUGCCUGGACUCUCUGGCGAGCACAGCAGAUGUCUGCCAAGCCAAACAGGCCCAAAACCACUCUGGCACCACCAUGCCCACAUUGGAAUGCUGUCAUGAAGACAUGUGCAAUUACAGAGGGCUGCGCGACGUUCUCUCUCCUCCCAAGGGUGAGGCCUCAGGACAAGGAAACCGCUAUCAGCACGAGGGGGGCAGAAACCUCAUCACCAAGGUGCAGGAGCUGACUUCUUCCAAAGAGCUGUGGUUCCGGGCAGCAGUGAUUGCUGUCCCUAUUGCUGGAGGGCUGAUCUUAGUGUUGCUCAUCACUCUGGCCCUGAGGAUGCUUCGCAGCGAAAACAAGAGACUGCAGGACCAGAGGCAGCAGAUGCUCUCCCGUUUGCACUAUAGCUUCCACGGACACCAUUCCAAAAAGGGGCAGAUUGCGAAGUUGGACCUGGAGUGCAUGGUGCCGGUCAGCGGGCACGAGAACUGCUGUCUGACCUGUGAUAAAAUGAGACAAGCGGACCUCAGCAACGACAAGAUCCUCUCGCUUGUUCACUGGGGCAUGUACAGUGGGCACGGGAAGCUGGAGUUCGUAUGACGGAGUCUUACCUGAGCUAAAACUUCUCGAACGCUUGAAGGCCUUUGAGUUCUGCUGGACAGGAGCACUUUAUCUGAAGUAAAAUUAAACUCAUUUAAUCAUUUUUGAGAGACAAAAUGACCUCUGCAAACAGAAUCUUGGAUAUUUCUUCUGAAGGAUUAUUUGCACAGACUUAAAUACAGUCAGAUGUAUUAUUUGCUUUAAAAUGGUGAAAAGCAAAGAGAAGACUAUGUACACACUGUUACCAGGGCUAUUCGCAUCCGAGGGAGCUGGAAAUGAGUACCUAAAUAAACGAAAAUGUGCUCUA
Molecule: messenger RNA, 1111 nt
Organism: Propithecus coquereli (Coquerel's sifaka)
Lineage: Eukaryota; Metazoa; Chordata; Mammalia; Primates; Indriidae
Gene: BAMBI
Product: BMP and activin membrane-bound inhibitor
Exons: 3
Coding region: 22-804 (260 amino acids)
Biological process (GO): transforming growth factor beta receptor signaling pathway; positive regulation of canonical Wnt signaling pathway; negative regulation of transforming growth factor beta receptor signaling pathway
Molecular function (GO): frizzled binding
Source: RefSeq, a predicted model, not a curated record